AUGCCGGUAAUUGGUGUAUCUUUGAAGACUUAUAUGUCUAUUAAGGACACAGUAAGCUUCUUUGAAGAGCUCAAGUCAAUUGUUGCAACUAGUAAAGAUGCUGGUGUGGAGUUCUUCGUUGCACCUGACAUGGUGUCUCUAGGUAAGAUUGGUGCAUACAUUCAGGAAAAUGGACGCCGGGAUGACUACCCUCAGUUGGCUGCCCAAGAUUGUUUCUGGGAAGACCGUGGAGCAUAUACAGGGUCUGUAUCUCCUAAAUCACUGAAAGAAUUGGGUGUUCAAAUCGUCGAGGUCGGUCACGCCGAACGAAGGGCCAUUUUCGGUGAGACUGACGAGAUUGUUGCUAAGAAAGCAGAAGCUGCUUUCAGAAAUGGACUUGUUCCUCUAUUAUGUGUAGGAGAGAAGGUUCACGAUACUGUGGAGAAUGCCAUUGAUGCAUGCGUUACACAGCUGCGGGCUGUCACAAACGUUAUUAGUCCCGACUGUCCACUUCUGGUAGCCUAUGAGCCAGUGUGGGCAAUUGGGAAAGAAAAGCCAGCUGAUUCUGAAUAUGUUAGAGGGGUUGCUACUGGUAUUAAAAAGGAAUUGGCUGGUCGUGUGGGAAAGAGUCGAGUUUUGUAUGGAGGCAGUGCGGGUCCUGGCGGUCUGUUCCAGUCCUUGUAUCCUUGUGUAGACGGACUUUUCUUGGGAAGAUUCGGUCACAAGCCGGCAAACGUCAAGGCUGUUUUAUCUGAGGUUAUUCAGGCAGCACAAUCUGGCGCCAAGUAA
Molecule: messenger RNA, 768 nt
Organism: Sugiyamaella lignohabitans
Lineage: Eukaryota; Fungi; Ascomycota; Dipodascomycetes; Dipodascales; Trichomonascaceae
Gene: TPI1
Product: triose-phosphate isomerase TPI1
Exons: 1
Coding region: 1-768 (255 amino acids)
Biological process (GO): gluconeogenesis; glyceraldehyde-3-phosphate biosynthetic process; glycerol catabolic process
Cellular component (GO): cytosol
Molecular function (GO): triose-phosphate isomerase activity
Source: RefSeq, a predicted model, not a curated record